This is a messenger RNA of Cylindrotheca closterium, 396 nucleotides long. The record is from the annotation of a GenBank genome assembly. NCBI's taxonomy places the organism in Eukaryota, Bacillariophyta, Bacillariophyceae, Bacillariales, Bacillariaceae.
AUGAAUGGUCUCCAAGAGAGCAAUUCCAACACGCUCCUAAUCUCUGAAGAUCAGAGUAGGAGAGACGUCCAAAAGCGUGAUGUUCAGCUGGAACAUCACAUGAGCUGCACCCUUGUACACACCCAUGUUGCCAAUGGACAGGCACACCAAAACGGUAGAUUGGUGUGUGGUGUGCAGCCAGUGAUCUUGGAGGACUCAGCGCUAGCGCUCCUGUUUUUCCGCAAAAACAUGGAGGCGGCAUGUGCCACUAAAGAUCACUUCUUAACUGGAGGGGACGAAUUGCGGCAUGGCGCUCCUGAGUUUCCACGUGAAACUUCCAGUCGCAACGCCACAUGUCCAGACCCCAGUGCACUUGAAAAACAAGAGCUUGCCGCAAUCUUCAUGUUUGUCGCGUAA